AUGGGAAUUCCCGUCACUACGAACACAAACGAUUCAGUCGUUAGACCAGCGGGCUUUUACGUUAUUGGAUUUACUUAUUUAAAGUUUUCUCAUUUAUAUUUAAUCUUCCUCGGCUUCAUUUAUAUUGUAACGGUUUUGUUCAACUCUUUUCUUAUUUACAUUAUAUGGAUGGAUCAUCGCCUACACACUCCAAAGUACAUUGCUGUGGCUAAUUUAGGGGUUGUCGACUUGAUGAGCAGCACAUCCUGUAUUCCUAGUGCGAUAAAGACUGUUAUCACGAAAGAUACAUUCAUGUCCUACAAUGCAUGUAUGACACAGAUAUUUUUCUAUUAUGUUUCAGUCACACUAGAGUCAUUUUCCCUCAGUGUACUUGCCUAUGACAGGUUAAUUGCGAUAUGCUUCCCACUGAGGCAUACCAACACUCCCACAACUAUGUUUUGUAUUUUAGCGAUUACUUGGUCGUUUUGUGUAAGCGUCAUGUUGUUCUCGAUCUUGAUCUUAACAAAACUGUCUUUUUGUGAUUCCCUCUUUGUGUCCAAUUUUAUUUGUGAGUAUGCGGCCGUAGCCAGUCUUGCGUGCAACGAUAGCACACUGCAAUUGACCGCUACCUCUUCUCUGAGUAUACUGAUCUUGUUUUUGCCACUUAGUUUAAUCGUCGCGUCAUACGGCUGUAUUUUGCGAGUCGUGUUCAGAAUGAAAACUGUUGAGAGCAGGUACAAAGCACUUGCAACGUGUACAGAACACCUCGUCGUUGUGGCGAUUUUCUUUGUGCCGACCAUAACGGUGUACAUCAUUGAACUGUUCUUAUUCCUCCUCGAUCCAAAUGUGAAAAUGAUUAACUUGUCCUUAGCGUCAUGCUUCCCCUCCUGUCUGAACCCCAUUGUGUAUUCCCUGGCAACCAAAGAAAUCAGGAACAGGAUCCUAGCUAUGCUCCAGAAAGUCAAAGUAGCAGCGUGGGCAGGGCAGACAUAG
Conger conger (European conger) is the source of this 972-nucleotide messenger RNA. Its product is annotated as olfactory receptor 52B2-like. Bases 1 to 972 code for a protein of 323 amino acids. Gene Ontology annotation, cellular component: membrane. Lineage: Eukaryota; Metazoa; Chordata; Actinopteri; Anguilliformes; Congridae. Gene Ontology annotation, molecular function: G protein-coupled receptor activity; olfactory receptor activity. The transcript has 2 exons. Gene Ontology annotation, biological process: G protein-coupled receptor signaling pathway. The record is from RefSeq and is a predicted model, not a curated record.